Fonsecaea pedrosoi CBS 271.37 is the source of this 1161-nucleotide messenger RNA. RefSeq lists its product as uncharacterized. The coding region runs from base 1 to 1161 and encodes 386 amino acids. NCBI's taxonomy places the organism in Eukaryota, Fungi, Ascomycota, Eurotiomycetes, Chaetothyriales, Herpotrichiellaceae. The transcript has a single exon. The record is from RefSeq and is a predicted model, not a curated record.
AUGCGCCCCGAGCAGCCCUUGGCGCUAUCAUUUAUACCCUCGCCCUCGUCGAAGCUGCAAUUGCUUCCACUCAGAGAUCUCUUCGAUGUUCAAUCAUCGAGCGUGGGGUUUUUCUAUCAGAUCAAUGACAUCUUCAUGAUCGGUCCGAGUUUCGCCCAGGACUUUCACCGCAUUCUUCGGAAAUGCUCCUCAACUUCGAGGGCUGUGCGGGAUGGCUUUCGCGCCAUCUUCACAGCGUUGAUAUGGAGGAGACACAGGGCGGCCAACUGGAGUGACAUUGACAUCUCCAGAGGUUCUUCGGCCCUUGAACGACUGAGAACCGCCCAACCAUCGACCCUGGACGAAGCAAUUUCACUCGCUGCUCUUGGCCCUACCAUUGCAGCGUUCGACUGUUUGACCACGUGUACCGGGGCAUUGCUGGUUCUGCGCCACAGUUUGUCACUGAUCAAACCAUGGUAUUCCCAAAUGUCGCAAGACGCUGAGCUUGAUCCCAUACUGAUAGCCCCCAUCUUGUGGGACACGGUGAACUGCCUGGUCACAGGGGAUGUCCCCGUUCUCGAAUACGGAUUUCGAGAUUUGUACCUGGUGGAUCGAGUGGCUGGCAUGUGCACAACCUUGAUGCCCAUGCUCUACCAGCUCUGCGUCCUUGGUCACAGGAUCAGGGACUCGACUGCGGAAGAUUACUCUCAAUCUUUGCGAACCUUGAAACGAAGACUGACGCUGUGGUCACCGGUGCUCCAACAAGAGUCACCAGGAAGGUUGACACGCGACGACAUUUCGGCCAUGGUCUCCCAGGCACUCAUGUACCGCUCCGCGAGCCUGCUCGUCAUCCACAGGCUUUCAAAUCCUCUGGGGACCGGUGAUGCUACCGGAAAAGCGCUCGCUGACGAAAUCAUUCGGCUCCUUGAAGACUAUCUGGCUCGAAGGGGUCCCGAUUCGAAGCUGCAGCACGUCAAUUUUCCCGUCUUCCUGGCCAUGCUUGAGACCACCGAGGUGCCCAAGAAUAUCUUCAAGGUACUGACAGCGCUCAGCAUCACAUCAAUCUCUGAACGGAAGCUAACGUCUGUCGUCGAUCAUGUCUGGGAGCAAAGGACCAAGGGAUAUUCGGGGAUGUUGUAUGAUCUAUUACGCAGUGGUCCAGAUUUUAUUACUGUCCCAUGA